AUGGACGAAGAGCCAUUGCAAUGUUGUGGCACCAGCAAUGCAGGCCCUUCAAAGCCCCCUCCAAAAGCUCAAGCUCGCGCUCGCUCCAAAAGCUUGGGAGAGCCCCGGAAUGUGCAACCAUAUCAGACCAAUUCUCCACCUUCAGCACCUCCCUCCCAUCUGCGCAAGAUCCCACGUCCACCAAAUGCCUUCAUUCUCUACCGCACCGAAAAGAUCAAAGAGCUCAAAAACAACAAGGGAGCAUCACUUGCAUCCGAUGUCGGUCUCGACAAACUCGAUCAUCAGCGUCAGCUAAGUAAGAUUGUUGGCCAACUCUGGCGAGACGAGACCCCUGAAAUCAAAGCUGCUUUUCAGGAGAGAGCGCGACAGGCGGCAUCAGAGCAUCGACAAAGGUUCCCGGAACAUCGCUUCAAGCCUACCCCUAGAAAAGCCUUCUCUUGCGCACCAGCGACAUGUGCUGCACUCCAGACGCCUGAGACGCACACCCAUACCGACUUUUCUCCAGGCGAUAUCCGAGGUCCUUUGUCCGGCUCUGGUUCUGGCAGUGGUCGUAAAAGAGCCUCGCUCGAGGGCGCAAAAUCCAAAACCUCCCCUUACUCAAAGCCUCAUCGUCGUACGUCGUUAGCAAGUCCUUCAUCUCCGACUGUGCAUCAAACAGCUCAUGAUACCGACCAUCAACGUGGCUCCGUGAAAACUGAUGCCGCACCCGACCCAGCAGCGUACUCAGCCGGUGCUACCCAGCUCACCCGCUCUGUAUCGCUCAGUACAACAAGACAGGCGCAGAUCACUGAUCAGCAGCGCGGGUCAGCGAGGCGAUCGCUCGAUGGAAUCACUUCGCAGUCUGCCGCGCCGACGCAUUCCUUCGACGCGCCAGUCCCUCAACAUCUUCGUGAGCACCACGUAUUUCUCGCUCCUCCUCCGGCACCGCCUCUUCCCAUUGGUCACGCUAUCACUACGAACCAUGUGGCCACAAAUCUCGAAGCUUAUGCGCAACAUCAUGAGCUGCCUAAGCCCAAGUGCAGUCUCUUUGACGCAGUAAGCAGUGCGCUGCCGCACGAGCGACGCGCCUUUCUACAAGCUUCUCUCGUUAUGAAAGGCUAUCCCUUCGCUGUCCCAGCCGAUGCUUCUGAGUCCACAGAACAGCGUACGCCUACCGUGUACCAAACCACUUCAAGUACUCCCAAGGCGGGACAGUCCACGACGCCAAUCGAGCCAUCGGAAUCCCAGGUGUUCUACACUACGGCAUUGAAAAGAACGCACACUUGGCACAGUCAAGGAGUCACCGAAACAACAUUUCACCAGAACACAGGCUCGGAAGCACCGCCAAUACCGCAAACAAGCAAAGCCAACCCCAGUCCAUUGGCGGUGGCUCCUCCUGCCGCAUCCAGUGUGAAUCUUUAUGUGGAUGCCACUGCUGCAGCUAGAUAUGGUGAUCUGGGCGAUUGGUCCCAGCCGGAACCUUGCUUCAAUACUUCUCAGUCUCAGAUCUCUUGUUACGAUGGCUCGAUGCCUCCGCCUUCCGCAUCUGGUGUCUACUACGGGCAAAACACCUCAGUCGAGACGUCGCUGCAGGCUCCAAGUGGUGUUUGGGACGACUUGGUGGCGUAUCUCCCGCAGCCGGAUUCAUUCAAUGCUAUCAAAGUCGCAUCCUAUCUACCAAUCGACUCCAACAUCCAUCCUUCGAAUUCUGCCUUUGUGACAUUGUCCGAGCCUGACGGCGCGAAUCAAGUACAGAGCAACUUCUUCGGAUUCGAUGGUCAGCUCAUGGCCCAAGAGAGUGUUGUCGGAGAGAGCACAGCGUUGGGCGCUGGCGUCGAUCCUGUCCAAGAAGAGUUACGUCAGAGAAGGGCAGUGGAGGAACUUCUGAAGCAGAUGAUGGCCCCCAAAACUCCGCUGAUUUCAACCUCGAAAUGCUCAUUGCACCCAGAACUGCAUGACGGGACAGUGUGUUUGUGUAGCAGCACGCAACAGCAGGUAGUCCUCGCCGAACAUCGAUCCGAUCGGCAGAGCUGGCCACAAAAGGCGAUCCAAGGGUUUAGUGAGUCCUCUCUAUUGGGGGAUGUCUCACAACCUAGCUUACAGCUUGGUGCCGAUGAUGAGGCCUGCAAUACUUGCUGCCAGCCAGAUCAGACCGAUCUGAAAGCAUUGUCUACAGCACCUGCCUCUACUGUCCAAGCGUUGGAUAAUCUGCUGACUGAAAGCCAGGUGUACGAUUACCUUACAUCUCCUACAACAAAGACCAACUUUAGUCGCCCGCUGCUCCUCUCUGCACAGCCUCAAGAGGGGCGAGAAUCCUUUUUCCUGAAGGGUCCAGUAUCUGCUCCUCCGAUCGAGCAGGGUCUAUCAACCGCCGAGGCAUCCAGGCUUGAUACAGCCCAGGAUUCCACGUUGGACCCUGCCGAUUCUGUGCAGACGCAAGGAGAGGAUGCAGUACAAAUGGCGACACUGUCAGGAGGAAGUCACCAGCAACGUAUUCAGCAAUCGCUGCGAAAUUGGAAGGCUCAGCGUCUGAAUUCUUUCAAAAGCAAACUUGCUCGCGCUAAGCACAGAAGCUCACCCUCCAGCUCAUCUCUUUCCGUCGAAAAGACGAAGAAUGAUCAGUAA
Molecule: messenger RNA, 2604 nt
Organism: Mycosarcoma maydis (corn smut)
Lineage: Eukaryota; Fungi; Basidiomycota; Ustilaginomycetes; Ustilaginales
Product: HMG-box protein Hmg3
Exons: 1
Coding region: 1-2604 (867 amino acids)
Biological process (GO): regulation of transcription by RNA polymerase II
Cellular component (GO): nucleus
Molecular function (GO): DNA-binding transcription factor activity, RNA polymerase II-specific; RNA polymerase II cis-regulatory region sequence-specific DNA binding
Source: RefSeq, a predicted model, not a curated record